AUGGCGGGGUCUGACUGCUCCACGGAAUCGCUCAGCCGCCGCCUUUUCGUCACCGAUAAGGUAACGAAACACCAGUUCCUGAUUGACACAGGGUCAGAUUUGUGCUGCUAUCCAUACCGCUGGCUCAGGGAGCAGCGGAGACCUACAGAGUGGGAUCUUAGAGCAGCAAAUGGCAGUACAAUUUUGACCUAUGGAACAGUCCACCUUAGACUUGAUUUUGGACUGCGGCGCGACUUCACCUGGCAGUUUGUGGUGGCAGAAGUUAAUUCAGCCAUCAUCGGUUCAGAUUUUUUGGCCCAUUACCAUCUUCUACCAGAUUGCUACACUCAACGCCUGGUGGAUGGUAAGACUGGACUUAAGGCCAUUUGCUCAACUGCUACUGUCACGCAGCCUAGCAUCAAAUCUAUCAGUCUACGGGACUCUCCUUUUGCACAAGUGCUCGCUGAGUUCCCUGACAUCACUAAGCCUCCUGGAUUCCAGCGGUUAGUCAAACACAACACUGUGCACCAUAUUAGGACCACCGAAGGCCCACCCAUCUCCUGCCGUCCCCGACGCUUGGCACCUCAGAAGCUAUCUGCUGCCAAGACCGAACUAGAGGACAUGGUGCGGACUGGGGUGGCUCGGCCAUCCGAGAGUGCUUGGUCCUCUCCCUUGCACAUGACAACUAAGAAAGACCAGUCUUGGCGCCCCUGCGGGGACUAUCGCGCCCUGAACGCCAGGACCAUUCCCGACCGCUAUCCAGUGCGCCACAUCAACGACUACGCGAAUAACCUCGCUGGUGCUACCAUCUUUAGCACCCUUGAUCUGGUGAAGGCCUAUCACCAGAUCCCAGUAGCUGAGGACGACAUACCCAAGACCGCCAUCGUUACCCCGUUUGGCCUCUUCGAAUUCCCUUUCAUGACAUUUGGGUUACGAAAUGCCGGUCAAACCUUUCAAAGGUUCAUCGAUGAGGUCACACGGGGUCUCGAUUUUGUUUUUCCAUAUAUAGAUGACAUCCUCGUCUACUCAGCUGACGAGACUCUACACAAGGAACAUCUGCGUAUCCUGUUCAAGCGUUUGCAGGAGUAUGGGCUCGUUCUUAACCCUUCCAAGUGUGUCUUAGGGGCAAAGGAAGUAGUGUUCCUGGGAUACCACGUGAGUGCUGAAGGCACUCGCCCUCCUCAGGACCGCAUUCAAGUUCUCAUUGACUUUCCUCCUCCAAAGGACGUCCAAGGCGUGCGUCGUUUCCUCGGCAUGAUGAAUUACUAUCGCCGUUUUAUUCCCCACGCCGCGAAAUGUCAAGCGCCUCUCGUAGAUGCAGUAGUCGCCAUCAAUGGUAAGGGUGCCAAACCAUUUCCAUGGACACCCGAGCUUCUGGCGCACUUUGAGGCAUGCAAGUCAAGCUUGUCCCACGCGACCCUACUCCAACACCCAGUCAACGACGCACCUCUGGGACUUUUCACGGAUGCCUCCAGCGUCCACGUCGGAUCCUGCAUCCAGCAGUUCGUGAACAACCAAUGGUGCCCUCUUGCCUUCUUCAGCAAAAAGUUGACCCCCCAGCAAACUGAGUGGCCAGCAUACUACCGAGAACUCUUCGCGGUGUACGAAAGCGUACAACACUUCCGCCAUAUUCUCGAGGUCCAACAUGUGACCAUCUAUACUGACCACAAGCCGCUGUUGUACGCUUUCGUACAACGCAGAGAAAAACUCCCGCCAUCGCAACUGAACCAGCUAUCGUUUAUUGGUCAGUUUACAACGGACAUCCGCUACAUAAAAGGAGAGGACAACGUUGUAGCCGAUGCGAUGUCGCGGAUCGAGGCCGUCUCGUUAGAAGAAGAUUACGAGGCCCUCGCUAAAGCACAACUAGAGGACCAAGAGCUUGCCGACCUACGUCAAGGUAACUCCAGCCUUCAGCUCUCACGCAUCGCUGUACCUGGCACAGACGUCUACAUCUUUUGCGACGUCUCCACUGGUAAGCCUCGCCCUUAUCUGACCCCUUCUUUUCGUCGUGCGGUGUUUGACAAGUUGCACAACUUGAGUCACCCCGGCGUCAGAGCCACCACUCGACUGUUGGUAAGUCGUUAUGUGUGGCCCUCCAUGCGGAAGGACUGUCGUAGAUGGGCCCAGUCUUGCCUUGCGUGUCAGCGCAGUAAGGUUUCAAGGCAUACCUCGUCACCUCUAGGUACGUUCGAGCAACCAUCUGGACGUUUUAUGCAUGUCCACAUCGAUAUCGUUGGUCCCCUUCCUGUUUGUGAUGACUAUCGUUAUUGUCUCACAGCCAUCGACAGGGUUUCCAGGUGGCCAGAGGUGUGGCCGAUGCGUUCCAUUACUGCCGAUGAGGUGGCCGAUACUUUCGUCCAGGGAUGGAUAUCUCGCUUUGGUGUCCCUACUACAAUAACUACUGACCAGGGCACCCAGUUUGAGUCUGAUCUUUUCAGACGGUUAAUGCAGACCUGCGCCACCAAGCGCAUUCGUACAACCGCGUAUCAUCCCUGCGCGAACGGAAUGAUCGAGCGCGUGCACCGCCAGCUCAAGGCCGCACUUAUGUGCCACUCUGGCUCCUGGACGCGCGCUCUACCACUCGUCCUACUCGGCAUGCGUACCGCCUACAAGGAAGACUUGAAGGCCACAGCUGCUGAGAUGGUAUAUGGCGAAUCUCUCCGCCUACCCGGUGAGAUGUUAGUCUCCGCGCCGGACGAAAGCAGACUCGACGAUCCCGCUGAUUUCGUCGUCCAGCUGCGACGCAAAAUGUCGUCUUUUCGCCCAGCUCCAGUUUCUCGCCACUCGACUCGUCCCAUCUUUAUCUCUAAAAAUUUGCCUACAGCAACACACGUGUUCCUACGUGACGACACCGUACGACGCCCAUUGCAACCUCCUUAUACAGGUCCUUUUGCCGUAGUGAGGCGUUCCACGGACGGGAAAACCCUGACCCUGGACAUUAAGAACAAAGAGGUUGUAGUGAGCGUCGAUCGUGUCAAACCAGCUUUCGUGGACUCAGAUGAGACUCAUAGUUCUGGUACACCUGCUCCAGCGGCUCUGCAGCCUCAGGACGUACCUCGGGCGCAGCCGGCUGAGCCCGCUCCUCCUAUUACUAUACCUGCGGAUACCACAAGCAAUUCACGACCUUACACCACGCGGUCAGGUCGUAACGUUAGGUUUAAGGACAGCGACGAAUACUGUUAUUUUUAA
Molecule: messenger RNA, 3168 nt
Organism: Cydia fagiglandana
Lineage: Eukaryota; Metazoa; Arthropoda; Insecta; Lepidoptera; Tortricidae
Exons: 1
Coding region: 1-3168 (1055 amino acids)
Biological process (GO): DNA integration
Molecular function (GO): nucleic acid binding
Source: RefSeq, a predicted model, not a curated record